AUGAGUUUUGGGGGUUGGCUCGAAAUUAUUCAUUCUUUCUCUCGAGUCAAAAAAAAAAUCCCAUUUCUCUCUCUCGCGACAUCGAAGGCGAUUCGCCGAUUCGCCGAUUUCGAAACCGUGAAGGUCCAUAACAUGGAGGAAGAACUUCGAGAUCAGAAAGCACACAUGGACUACUACAACAUGCUCCACUUGGUUUCAGAAGCACAAUUUGGGAUUCCAAAGCUGUGCCCAUGUGGAGCAAUUACGAAGGAGACCGUUGAAGAAGAAGACACAUACGAUUACUUCCCGGGCAAGAGAUAUUUCGUCUGCACACAGUUCACGAACGACGGUUUACAUUUCAGACAACCAUGGGUGAAGGAUAUUCAAGAAGAAGUUGAGAGGCUCAAAGAACGAUAUCACGCACAGGAGAAGGUUCUGCGAGAGUGCCAGGCACUUAAGGUGAGUGAUGAGUUCAUGUUGUGA
Eruca vesicaria subsp. sativa (arugula) is the source of this 462-nucleotide messenger RNA. Lineage: Eukaryota; Viridiplantae; Streptophyta; Magnoliopsida; Brassicales; Brassicaceae. The record is from the annotation of a GenBank genome assembly.